UGUUGUAAGUGCUGGAGAAAUUACUUUGUCGGUGGUGGUCCGGUUUGGGAUUUUACGCCUAGUUCCACCUCUGAAGAUGCUAAAAAGUUAGGAAUUGUUGCUCCUGGGAACAUACAUGAUAUUCAUAAGUUGCUACUUGCUGGAAAACUGCACAGGACGAUGAGAAAAACAUCUGCGAGGCCGUUCAAGGUGUGGCUGGUAAAGUAGGACAAGGCAGAGGACCACCCCUCCCUCGCUGUCCUGUCAGGGAUAGCAGAGCCCGUCUUUGUUUUCUUUUUUUGUCUUUUCUUUUUUCUUUUUUUUCUUCUCCAACACAACCCCGCAAACGUGUGAAUUCAUGAUCACAUGACCGUGGAUAUGGACGCAGUCCUGUCCGACUUUGUCCGUUCGACUGGAGCUGAACCUGGAUUGGCCAGAGAUCUGCUAGAAGGCAAGAACUGGGAUUUCACUGCUGCCCUCAGUGACUUUGAGCAGCUGCGACAGGUGCAUGCUGGGAACCUGACGUAUUCGUUCACAGAGGAGAGGAACUAUCCGCCCCCAGAAAAAGAGAUGGCCCGGGUAGGACGGCCGGUUCUCCAACGCCAAGAUGAGGUGGUGCAAGCAGCAACAGAAAAGCGUCUUUCGAGGGGCAUUUCACACGCCAGCUCAACCAUCGUGUCCCUGGCGCGCUCUCACGUCUCGAGCACUGGAGGAAGCAGCAGUGAGCCGCUUCUAGACACGCCCCUCUGCACUUUCCAACUACCAGACCUCACGGUGUACAGAGAUGACUUCCGUGGCUUCAUCGAGAGGGACCUCAUUGAGCAGUCCAUGAUGGUGGCCUUGGAGCAUGCUGGGCGCCUCAACUGGUGGACGAAAGUGGUUUCAAACUGUCAGAGUCUGCUGCCCCUGGCAACCAGCGGAGACGGAAACUGUCUGCUACACGCGGCCUCGCUCGGUAUGUGGGGGUUUCAUGACCGGGACCUGAUGCUGCGGAAGUCCCUGUACGCUUUGAUGGACCACGGUUUGGAGAGAGAGGCCCUGAAGCGGAGGUGGAGGUGGCAGCAGACUCAGCAGAACAAAGAGUCCGGUCUGGUGUACACGGAGGAGGAGUGGCAGAAAGAGUGGAAUGAACUGUUGAAGCUGGCCUCCAGCGAGCCGAGAAUACACUACAGCACCAACGGCACCAACGGGGCGGAGUCCUCCGACGAGCCGGUUUACGAGAGUUUGGAGGAGUUUCACGUCUUUGUUUUGGCCCACGUCCUCAGACGACCCAUCGUUGUGGUGGCUGACACCAUGCUGAGGGACUCUGGAGGAGAGGCCUUUGCUCCCAUCCCGUUCGGAGGCAUCUACCUACCACUGGAAGUGCCAGCUGCCAAGUGCCAUCGCUCGCCCCUGGUGCUGGCGUACGACCAGGCGCACUUCUCUGCCCUGGUCUCCAUGGAGCAAAAGGACAGCUCCAAAGAGCAAGCAGUUGUGAUCCCUCUCACUGACUCAGAGCACAAAAUGCUGCCGCUGCACUUCGCUGUGGACCCGGGGAAAGAUUGGGAGUGGGGCAAGGAUGACACUGACAACGUGAUGCUAGCGAGCGUGGCUCUUUCGUUGGAGGCCAAGCUCCAGAUGUUGCACAGCUACAUGACGGUCGCCUGGCUGCCCCUGCCCUGCGAGCAAGCCCCCUUGGCCCAGCCCGAGUCUCCCACAGCGUCGGCAGGAGAGGAUGCCCGCACGCCUCCAGACUCGGGAGAGUCAGACAAGGAGUCAGUCAGCAGCAGCUCAAACGGAAACGGAGACACGACCACAGGAUCGACCGUCAAUGGAGGUGGCUCUUUGGCCAAAAACAGCUCCUCUUCCUCGUCUAGUUCCUCCAGCAGUGGCUCGGCGACAGGAACAGCAGGGAAGGACAAAACCAAGAAGGAAAAGGACAAAGACAAAGACAAGAAGAGGGCAGACUCUGUGGCCAACAAGCUCGGCAGCUUUGGCAAGAGUCUGGGCAGCAAGCUGAAGAAAAACGUAGGCGGACUGAUGACAGGAAAGAACGCUGGAGCCGGAGGUGUCAAGCAGGAGGGCGGUGAGAAGAAGAAGGGCUCGUUUAGGGGGAGGAAGGGCAGCAAAGACGGCUCGCCUUCAGCCCACGCCUCCGAGGACUCAGGCAAAGGCUCCCCCUCCUCAGGUAGCGAGCGUCUGAACGGGACGGGGAGCAGCAUGAGCAGCAGUGGAGGAAGCAGCACGGAGAGCGAAACCUACAAGUACAGUGCCGACGUCAAGGUGAGCCUGGGAAUCCUCCGAGCCGCCAUGCAGGGCGAGAGGAAGUUUAUCUUUGCCAGCCUUCUCACCACGAGCAACCGUCAGCCCUUCCAGGAGGAGAUGAUCCAGCGCUACCUUUCAGACGCAGAGGAGCGCUUCAGAGCCGAGCAGGACCAACAGCGGCGCGAUCUGGAGAGGAAGAACAUCACGAAUGGCGUCCAGAUACCCAAGAAGGAGACGGUCGGUGGUCCGGAGCUGACGUACCGAGCUUAUGAAGCAAAAGAGGAUCUGUCAGAGAACUCCUCCCCCACCUUCAACCAACUGAAAGCAUCUCCUCUGACAACCUCCAUGUAUCCUGGUGUGGUCGCCAUCCCCCGGCCCUCUUUCAUAGACCAGCCUCCAGCUGCACAGCCCCUCACUCAGCACCUUCACAUGCACGGCUACAUGGAUACUCGGCGGCAGCUCGCCGGUGGCUCCCCCGCGACCUCUUACCCCGGCCUUCCCUCGUACGCCACACUUCCCAGACACUGCCCCACAGCACAGGGUCCCCCACACCCCCAGUACAAUAACUCACAAGGCCCCUCCUCCUUAAGUCCCACUCGCCUUGUGCCCUCGUACCCCCCUGAGUUUGACCCGCCGGACUACCCCGGGUCUGAACAUGCUGCUGGAAGUUACACUAACGGCUUCCGGGACGUGCGCUCCAACCUAGACUCUCGGAGCGGGCAGCCCCCAGUCAGACACUACUCCCUGGGCAGCGCCGGCGGCCUAGCCAGCCUGCAGUCCAGCCGCUGUCGGACACCCAGCUGCACCUACUACGGACACCCUGAGACGGGCAACUACUGCUCUUACUGCUACAGAGAAGAGCUGAAAAAGAGGGAGCCAGAACCGGCCAUCCACAGGUUCUGAACGGACCUCACUACAGCUUGAAUUUGAUGAGUGGCCUUUUGUCAGUUUAAAAAAAAACAGACGUGUGACGGCUUGGGCAGAUCAGCCUGCGUAUGGGCGAGAGAAAGCCACAACCAGCUCCCUCACUUUUUUUCUAGCAGCGUCACUUCCUGUUGGAGCAAAGAAAGUGGCGAUCAGUCGACACAACUUCAGUAAAACAGGGUGGUUUAACUGCAGGAGUCACAUGAUAGACCAUAGAAUAAACUAACUGCACUUCUGUUACAUUUUUGCUGUGGCUCUUACGCAGGCGUUACGUAUGAGUGUGUGUGUGUGCGUGUGUUUAUUUGUGUGUGUGUGUGUGUGUGUGUGUGUGUGAGCUGCAGGCUCUCCUCCUUUUAUCAGUCUAACGCCUUGCUACUGUCUCCUCCUAGUGGAGAGAAUGUAUAUGGCAGGCACCAUACACAACACUCAUCACACACAUACAGUUACAUGAACACAUAUUCACCAAGUCAGACUCACACUACUUCACACACACAGCGAUGCAAGCACAAACAGAAAAAGACACGAGUGUCUCUGCUCCACUUUAUGCUCUGUGAGGAUGUUUGAUUGGUCAGUCGAGGCGGGAUGUUUGAGUGUGUUGAAGUCACAUCAGUCGAGGGUGAUUUCAGUGUUAUACAGAUUUUUACACUACUGUUACUAGAUGCUUGCGUCAUAUGUACCUCGGGAAACAGCAGAUUUAAUCCUCGUCAAAUUGCUUUUUCGUCUGACACCAUUUGCAUAAUGCAAAUUGAAACUAGCGUGCAAUGCUAAAUGAAUAAGCGUUCUGUGGGCUGCUGUGGUGCUAAUUUUACAGAAUGCAAACCUUAGACAUGUCCAUGCAUUGAGGCAACAGCUCUGCACUGUCAAUAAUAACUUUUUUUUGGUCAAAAUAAAUAUCUAAAGAAAAUGUAUAAAUUAAAUCCUAAAGAUGUCAAUCUAAAUGUAUUCACUCACAGUAUUGAUCCCAUGUUGCAGAACAAAGAUAAUAUAGCCAUAAAAGCUGGAUGGUAAGAACUCCCUCUCAGAGCCUGAGUCAGUGUGUUUCAGAUGUUGGUUGAACUGUUUAUCUUCCUCACAUGGAUCUUCUUGUUCUGUGAUAAUAGCUGGCUUUAAGGCUUUUAAUAAUACGAUACACUGCAGAGUCAAAACGUCACAGACUUUGGAGACAACUGUCACAUGUGUUUAUGCUUUUCUUCCUAAUGAUUCAACUGUUACUAAAGACAGUUUCAGGUUUCUGACACCAAAAUGAAGGCUGCAAAAAAAUGCAAGUUCCACUGUGGAUUAAAAGUUGGACUACUUCCUAAACACAUGUUUUGUUUAUUUGACUAAAUAUCAGGAAGUUGUGAAAAAUGUUGAUCAGUGAGAUCUGUCAGUGGAAAGACACUCUAUUAAAAUUCAAAAAGCUUGAAUCAUAAAUUAACUAAAAAAAAGAGAAAUUACUUCAACAAAUAAAUAAAAAUGAACAAAUUUGGGAUUAAUUUAAAUGUUAAAAACUAAUGAACUGAUUGGUUACAGUGUUCUGCCAUUGAGUAAUGAAAUUCUACUGAUUGUUGUCCAACCAGUGACAUGAACUUGUCUGCUUUCGAGGACGAUUGUCUCCAAACUCUGUGUGCAUGGUGCAAAGGGAAACACGCCCCUCUGUCAGCUCAUGAAACUCAGUUCCAUUCAUAAUGCAUCCACAAAUUCUGGUACCAAGUUUCAAGAUCCCAACACUGGCUGUCCUGAGAUAUCAAACCCUCUGCGCUCUGAUGUUUGAGAAAUGUGAAACUUGUUUGUUACAAUCUCACGAUCCCACAAAAAGGUUAUCUUCAAGCAUUAACGUUGUUUUUUGCUCACAGGACAUCUUAAUGUCUUUCAGUUUGUUCACUCACUGCAAAUUCUAAAGUUCUACUGAAGGCUGUUUCUAGAUUUCUGGCACUCAAUCCUGAAAUCUGGUUACGUUCUCCUGUUUUUGCACAAAUUCAAGCACUUUCCUGACGUCCGUAGUAACAAACCUUUUUACUGUUUCUGAAGUGGCCUGACUGUUGUCCUCUGUCCAUCUCUGCAGACACUGCCACCUCUGUUCAUGGGAAAUCAGGGCCACAGGUCAGAAAGGGAUUCAGUUACUGUAGUGCUACAGCAUUUUGGUGCCAGCGUCACCAUGUUACUCAGUUUCCUAGUUGCCUUUUUCAGCAUUUGUCCUCGUGGCAUCACAAUCCAGUUUGUCCGCUGUGCAGGGCGAACCUCCAGUACCCACUGCUGCUUCAUCGCCUGCAGGCUCUGCUACUACUGCCCCAAAUGAAAUAAUAUCUUAAAUUAUUUUGAAACAGUGUGGAAGCUGUUCAUUAUUUCUCCAGGUUAAGAUACAGACUGACGUUCUGUUUGAGUCUUCCUUAUUUUAUUUUGAAAUUGAAGGCUGAUUUAGUUGUACUACAUAAAUGCUUUGUUUCCCCUUUAAUAGGCGGUUCUGAGGAACUUCUUUUGAGGUAGUGUGGCCUCAGCUGCUCCAACUCUGAUCUGUUCUCCAUCAUUGAAUCUAGAAAAGCACAAUUUAGUACGUAGUUCACUGCCUUGCCCAGCUGAGGGCGCUCUUGAUUUGUUUUCCAUGUGACUCAAUGUUUGGGACUUACCUUUGUGACACCACACUCAAACUACAAACAACAAAUUAACCAAAAUAUUUGAGGAUAAUCUUCAGUAGUGGUGAUUUAACGCUAUGUUACGCUGUAUUAUUUGUUGUCUGUUACAAAGGCAGGUGAUGGAAGAUUGAAGUCUUUUUUGCUGUGUGUUAAAGCAACACUAAGAGUUUUUACUGACAUGAAAAAACCUUUAAACCAUGCUAUUACCCCUCUACGAAAGACAUUUGCUGUGUUUCUGUGUGCUGACAUGUGUCCAUGCACUUGCAUUUUAAUUCAGAGGAGACCCGUGGGGCGUCCCCUGACUGUGGGGGAAGGUGAUGCCUGUAUUUAAAAAAAAUGUUGUAUGUAUGUGCAAACUCUCUCCUGCCCUCCAAAGUAAUAAUUAGCUCACAAAAGCAUUUUUUAAUUUAAUAUUUUGCAAUGAAUGGAUGCCUCAGAAACAUGUAAAACAUCAGACGUUACAGGCUACAAACACAUUUUUGUAUUUAUGAAAAAAACAGUGAGAGGUUGUAUAAAUAUGUUCGAGUUAUUUUUGUAAGCCCAAAGUUUUACAGUGUUUUUAAAGGGUAAGAAUGUAUGUUGUUGGAUAGUGAAACAGGUGUGGAUGAACAGCUUGUAUGAGCCUGGAUUUGGGGAAGAAUUGGUGUUUUUCCAGAAAGUGAUAUUUUGGCUGUGGAAGGCGACUCCCAGACGGGCCUCUUGGGUCUCUCAUUGCAAACUAAUUUCCUCAGUGCUGACCUAACAAGAUACCAUUUGAGAAUUUAUAUUUAUAGUGAGAUUUUUUAAUAGGUUUCCUUGUGGAAUGUUUAGUUGCGACAUUUUAGGAUGUUCUUUCUCACAAGGCUAAUUGUCUAGCAGUCUGGCUUUUAAUUGUUUGUUGCUUUUAUUGAUUUGUAAAAAAAAAUUUGUUUACUUUUUUCUACAGCCACCGAACCGUGCUAUGCUAAAACAUGACAGUGAUGUUCUUGUUGACCCAGCUCGUUUCCUCCACACCAGAGGAGAACCGGCUCAGAAUUAGUUUUUGCGACACAACUGACCCGAUCUAUUUUUAUAUAUAUUGUACAACACUGUAUUUUCUGUGUGAGCAGAAGAUUCAUCAUCAGUGACAUUAACAUGGAAUACUUUGAGUUGCAUGGGACUGGAACUGUUGCAUGUAAAUGGCGAUCCAUUUUACCAAAUUUGUGCAUUAUUUGAACUUGAUCUCUCUCUCGUCCUGGUAUUUUGAUCUGUUUUCAUUUUUUAAUUGUUUUAUUGUUUUAUUGUUUUUUCUUUUGUUUUGUUUUGAGAGGAGAGCCCUAAGGCUGUGUGACAGUGCAAUCUGGAUAGAAAGAACAUCAGAUUUUAUGUUAGGUUAUUAUUAUUAUAAUUAUUAAUUUUUUUGCACCGUUUGAAUAAAUUCUCAUUGUAUUUCAAAAACAU
Messenger RNA from Notolabrus celidotus (New Zealand spotty), 7178 nucleotides. RefSeq names its product OTU deubiquitinase 7B (gene otud7b). The record is from RefSeq and is a predicted model, not a curated record. Gene Ontology annotation, biological process: protein K63-linked deubiquitination; protein deubiquitination involved in ubiquitin-dependent protein catabolic process; protein K11-linked deubiquitination. Gene Ontology annotation, cellular component: cytoplasm; nucleus. Bases 346 to 3126 code for a protein of 926 amino acids. The transcript has 12 exons. Gene Ontology annotation, molecular function: cysteine-type deubiquitinase activity; zinc ion binding; DNA binding. NCBI's taxonomy places the organism in Eukaryota, Metazoa, Chordata, Actinopteri, Labriformes, Labridae.